Messenger RNA from Dissoconium aciculare CBS 342.82, 1914 nucleotides. Its product is annotated as NAD-dependent epimerase/dehydratase. Lineage: Eukaryota; Fungi; Ascomycota; Dothideomycetes; Mycosphaerellales; Dissoconiaceae. The transcript has a single exon. Bases 435 to 1493 code for a protein of 352 amino acids. The record is from RefSeq and is a predicted model, not a curated record. Gene Ontology annotation, molecular function: oxidoreductase activity, acting on the CH-OH group of donors, NAD or NADP as acceptor.
GGUGUUCACCACUAUACCGCUCAAGAACGGUUCAUCCUUCGCUUGUGCUAAUCAACCUCAGUGUCGGAAUGAUACAUGCCCAGGUGCUCAUUACGAGACGGAGGUCGGAACAAGAUUGAGCCGGUUCCGACUUUCACCAAUGACUAGCGUUUCUCGACCAGCCUCGAAAUCACCACUACCCCAGCCGUCCUCCGGUGUCAAUCGAGCAUUGGACCAUGUCGCUAGUACUUCAGUAUAGUGUUCGCGCUUGUCGAAUCAGCACGAUUGUUGCGACCGCGUGUGCAGGCUCUGUGAGCACGAAGAGGGGUUUCGCAUCUAUUGUGAAGAACGAGAAUCUGCUGAAAAGGUCAAGUACAUUAAUUUCACCUCGCAUCCUCACUCCCGUUUCAAUUUCCGAUCGAUUGUCACUCAACUACACCAGACCUUUAGCAACAAUGGCUGCGAAAGAGACUGUUCUCGUCACCGGAGGCUCCGGCUUCAUUGGCUCUCACUGCAUUCUCAAAGCUUUGGAGCAGGGCUACAAUGUGCGCACCACACUGCGCUCGCUGAAGCGCACCGAUGAGGUCAAACAGAUGCUGCGCCAAGGAGGCGCCACCGAAGAGCAGGCCAACAGCGUCACCUUCGUCGCCGUGGACCUCCUCAAGGACGAUGGCUGGACAGAGGCCGCCACAGGCUGUGCCUAUGUCUUGCACGUUGCCAGUCCCUUUCCUCCCGGUGCUCCCAAGCACGAGGAUGACCUGAUCAUCCCAGCAAGAGAAGGCACAUUGCGGGCUUUGAGAGCAGCAAAAGCUGCAGGUACCGUCAAGCGUGUGGUCGUCACAAGCUCCUUCGCAUCAAUUGGAUACGGCCAAGUCCCUACCGACAAGCCAUACGACGAGGAGAAUUGGACAAACCUCGAGAACCCGGCUAAGCCUGUGUCACCCUACGCGAAGAGCAAGACGAUCGCAGAGCGCGCUGCGUGGGAAUAUAUCAAGACCGAGGGUGGAGAUUUGGAGCUUGCCGUGGUCAACCCGGUUGGCGUGUUCGGCCCUGUGCUGUCCAAAGACUUCGCGACCAGUGUCGAGCUCGUCUCACGCCUGGUCAAGGGUCAAAUCCCUGGCUGUCCCAAGCUCGUGCUCGGUGUCGUCGAUGUUCGCGACAUUGCAGCUCUGCACUUGUUGGCCAUGACCCACCCAGACGCCGCAGGACAGCGCUUCCUCGGAACCGCCGACGGCGACUUUCUGAGCGUGCUGCAGAUCGCAAACCUGCUCAAGGACAGCGAUCUGCCACCUCACAUCAUCAAGAAGCUUCCCUCGCGCGAGCUUCCCAACAUUCUCCUGCAGGUUGCUGGAUUCUUCGACAAAACUAUCGGCAUGGUGUCGUCGGAGCUGGGUAAGCCUAAGAAUGGAACCAAUACGAAGGCGAAGCGUGUGUUAGGAUGGGCCCCUCGCAGUGCACAGGAGGCCGUGGUCUCAAGUGCGAAGAGCCUCCUGGAGGUUGGUGUUGCGAAGUGAAAGUGCCUCCCCGCAUGAUCCAUUUCUCGUACAGUUAUAUACCCCCAUUCAAAUUUUGAUUGCAAGAGCAUACUGUCAAAGCGCUGUUCAAUCCUCCAGCCCCCGCCCGUCAAGAGCGGUACCGUCGUAUUCUCUGUGUCCAUUGUCUUCAACCACGUGCGUCCCAUCUCUUGCUCGUCGUUGUUAUACAUGACAAGGCCGACCACUGAUCGAAAUCACUAAGGCCUGUCGUGAUGCGAAGGGCAAAGAGCCUAAUUUCUUUCUGGCGCGAUCCUGAUGAAGGUUCCAAAGUCGCUUGCAGAUGAAUUUGUCUAGGCUGACGCGAUCGUGACGAAGAGCACGAGGAACCAGCACAAUCUUGCUGUAUGGGCAGGAAAGUGAACAACAAACCAAAUCAGAGGCGGCUAGAGAUCAAUAUCAC